Molecule: messenger RNA, 2090 nt
Organism: Scophthalmus maximus (turbot)
Lineage: Eukaryota; Metazoa; Chordata; Actinopteri; Pleuronectiformes; Scophthalmidae
Exons: 10
Coding region: 488-1591 (367 amino acids)
Biological process (GO): cell-cell adhesion
Cellular component (GO): membrane
Molecular function (GO): integrin binding
Source: RefSeq, a predicted model, not a curated record
CAAGUUAUUCAUUGUCAUCGAGCCAUAAAAGACAUUUGCAGAAAUGAAUCUCAGUCCUCGACGCAACGCAAGUCCGUCCUUCUCUACAAUAUGGACAUUGAACCUGCCAUGGCCCGGUAGCACCUGGGAGGCAGAGGAAGAAGAGAAUCAGACCUGAACAAACAUCAUCGGAAAACCAAAAUGCGCACAGAUGAUCGAAGAGGACUCACCGUGCCAGCCGCGUAGCGCAGAGGGAACGAAGUGGCGCAAACAGUUUCGCUUUAAAUCGCAGGACAACGGGCCCAAACCUGCAGCCGGGAGAGAUCAAGAACUAUCGAGGACGAGGACACAACACCAUGGAGUCGGUGUGGGAUCCAGGUGGCGACCCACCGUGACGUCACCUGUUGAAGUCUCUGACCGUGUGACUGCCGGCAUCACACAGCCCCGUAACGUGUGUUUGAGAGAGAGAGACGUCGCGAUAAUCUGAGCCGGCGUAAACUGAUGAAGGAUGAUCGUCUCUGGUCGGCCAAUCACGCUUCUCCUGAUUCGCCUGUGGGGCUCAGUUACCUCCCUUUCCACCUGCACACCUGCUCCGCCGCUGUCGUCGCAAAUCUCACCCCCCUCGCCCUCCCCAUCCAAUCUCCCCCCUUCUCUCACCGUCCCGCCCUCGCGCCCUGCCCUCGUCGCCGCCAGCACCACCACCGGUGAGUCGGCAGAACGAGCCCGCUGCCCCAUGAGGAUGUCGCCCUCCGCCGUGGUCGUCAGGUUUGACGAUCCAGUCACAGCCAACUGCUCUGUGCCGGAGAAGGGCUUUUCUCUGCUCGGGUGGUCGGUCUCGCUGGCGGCUCCUGAGGCGACGAUGGAUCGUUUCCUGGUGUGGCGUGUGGACAGGAUGACUGACUGGAGCAUCGAGCCCAUGUGCUACGUGCUGUCUGAUCAGGGAGGACAGUGCCACAUGCACCUCCCUGUAAUCGUCUACAAGCCUCCAGACCACGUGGCCAUCAGCCUCCAGAGCCACGCGGGGCCCAUGUUCGAGGGUCAUCCCUACACUCUGCAGUGUGAAGUGCGGGACGUGGCCCCUGUGCGACGCCUCACCGUGACCUUCUACAAAGGGCAAACGUCGCUGUGUCAGCUGCGGUCCGACGACGCAGAGAGGACACCAGUGAACAAGAGCUUCGCGGUGGACAUUAUCCCCGCUAAGGAGGACGACGGAGUCCAGUACUGGUGUGAGGCCAAGCUGGACCUGGGACCUGAAGGGCCGCGGCCCCCUCCGGCGGCGACGUCCCAAAAACUCAACGCCACGGUCCUCUUCGGCCCACACCUCAUUUGUCCGACAAAGCUGCAGGUGAGGGAGGGAGAGAGUCUGGCCUGUGAGGUGAGAGGGAACCCCCGGCCGUCGGUCACCUGGUUCAGAGACGGGCAGGUGGUCGCCCUGCCCGCUAACUCCAGCAGAAGGCAUGCUGGGAAAUACACGGUCUGGACAAAAGGACACCUCGGACAGAAAAACUUCACGGUGGAGGUGGAGGUCCUUGCAGACAGCGGAACUGCAAACAGCUGUAAUGGAUAUUUCCUUUUGGCCGUUCUCUUGAUUCAGACGACUCGGUGGCUGUAAAAAAAAAAAGAAGAAAAAAAAGAGCGCAGCGUGAUCUGUGAUUUUCUUUCUUCCGUGCCAUUUGGAUGAACUGCUCCUGAAGUGAGAAAUGUUUGCGCGGGGGGGGGGGGGGGAAUCUGCGUCUCACCUCUUUCGUCCAAAUGGAUCUGUUUUGUAUUCAUGCAGUUUUUUUCUGCAUCUUCAUGUUUAACUUUUGAGGUUCUCUGCUUUGCAUGAGAGCUUCUGCCCAGGUACACUUUCCUCCUCUUAUACAGCUCUGUGUGAUGCACAACUGGUAAAUCUCAAAUCAUUCAAAAAAGAAAAAUUCAUGUUAUUUACUUUUGCAUCAUAUUGCCACAGUUCUGAGAGUGGUAUGCUUUUCAACUUGCAUUUCUAUUUUUAAAAAAAGCUGUUUAUGAACUGUCUGAGCAGUGUCCACACUUAACAUGACAAAGCACCAGGUCUUGAUUCACUGAGGUUGCAUUUCCGCUGUGCAUUAAAAUUAAAUAUCUUCACAUUA